Messenger RNA from Alternaria atra, 978 nucleotides. RefSeq lists its product as uncharacterized. Gene Ontology annotation, cellular component: EMC complex. The coding region runs from base 1 to 978 and encodes 325 amino acids. The record is from RefSeq and is a predicted model, not a curated record. The transcript is spliced from 2 exons. Gene Ontology annotation, biological process: protein folding in endoplasmic reticulum. Gene Ontology annotation, molecular function: protein binding. Lineage: Eukaryota; Fungi; Ascomycota; Dothideomycetes; Pleosporales; Pleosporaceae.
AUGACACAAGCCAACCUCCUCUCUCCACCCGCACAAAUACCACCGCCAACCGCCCUUGCGCUCUCCCAAAAGGCUCCCCUCGUCCUCUCCACAACACCAACGUCGAACCUCCCAUGGCCCCUCUCUCUCCUCUUCUCCCGUGAGACACCCGAAACAUGGACCAUCCACGAGAACCUCUUCCUCUCUACACUCCGCACUGGCGACGAGAAUGCCGCUCUAUCCAUUUUGCAGCGGCUGGAAGCCCGAUUCGGCGAUCACAACGAGCGCAUCAUCACACUGCGCGGCAUCUACAACGAGGCGACGUCCAAGUCGGACGCGGAUCUAGAAAAAGUGUUCGAGGCGUAUGAGAAGAUACUUAGGGACGACCCCACCAACAUGAGCAUCAGGAAGAGGAGGGUGGCUGUGCUCAAGGCGCUGGGGAGGACAGGCGAUGCGAUUACAGCGGUGACGGUGCUCUUGCAGAACAGUCCAACGGAUGCCGAGGCAUGGGCUGAGGCGAGUGAGCUGUAUGCGAGUCAAGCAGCUUGGGGGCAGGCCAUAUACUGCGCAGAAGAGGUUUUGCUCAUCACGCCGAACGCAUGGAGUGCACACGCACACAUCGCGACACUAUACUACCUCUCCACAGCCUCCAAUAACCCACCCAACCUCAGUUCUCUAGCCCUCUCACUAAAGCACUUCUGCCGCUCCGUCGAGCUCAACGACGGCUACCUACGUGGCUACUACGGCCUCAAGCUCCUCACUUCAAAGCUCAAUGACACCCUCUCCGAUUCAGCACCCAAGCGCAACACACAAGAAGAAGACGACAUCCCCAUGCCCAAUGCCCAAACCGUAAAGAAGCUAGAAGAGAUUGCUACGAACAAGCUCGCGGAGAUUAUAAGACUAUACAAGUCGGGAAAGAAGGGCUGGCAAGGCUAUGACGAGGCGGAGAUUAUCGCUGCGCGGGAGCUGCUGGACAGAGACGGCAAGACUGAGCGGUAA